Messenger RNA from Guillardia theta CCMP2712, 708 nucleotides. RefSeq lists its product as hypothetical. The transcript is spliced from 9 exons. The record is from RefSeq and is a predicted model, not a curated record. Bases 1 to 708 code for a protein of 235 amino acids. Lineage: Eukaryota; Cryptophyceae; Pyrenomonadales; Geminigeraceae.
AUGUAUGACCUCGCACCUCCAGGCUCUCCCAUACCUGGGCUGGAGCAUCUAUUCGGAGGAGGAUCAGGGAUGUCAAAGACGGGAGGGCAGAAAACGUCUGCUGCUCCCUCUCAGAGGAUCGAGCGAAUGAUACAGACGUCUGCAUCGCACAGACGACCUGUCUUGGUAGGGAGGAGGGAUCUUCGAGGGAACAGCAACGGGACGACAAAGACGAGCAGGAAGACUGCAGGAGAGCGGAGGAGGAAGGAAGUCGACGACGAGGGUGCCAACCUCGCGGAUCUGAUCCUGGCAGCUGUCCCAAGACAGCCGAUCGUCGUGGAGUAUGAAGCUACACCACCAUCAUAUGUGCAGGACGAGGAGUUUGCUGCCGUAACACGCAGUGAGCAGGAGGAGCGAGCGAUGAAGAUCCGAAAACAAGAAGAGCUGAAGGAGUCUCUCAGGCAGCAGCUUUCCUUCCCUGCCUCCCUUCCCAUCCUCUGGUCCCAUCCCUUCUGCUCAAGAGCGACUUCGCAGCGGGAGGAGGAAAGGGAGGAGGAGAGGUGUAGGAGGGAGCAGGAGCAGCUCAAGUAUCAGUUUGAGGCAGAGAAGGCAGCAAAGCGAUCAGCUGGAAGCUCACAAACAACAGCUGCUCGAGGAGGAAGGAGAGAGGCUGCUGGUGCGGUGAAGGGCGUCAAGGGCCCUGCGAAGACGGCGAGACUUGAGAAAUGA